CCAGAGAAUCACAUGUUCAGGUCAUCUUUUUAAAGAAGCUAUCUAAGGUAGUUUCUCCAUUUUCUUUUGCUCCUUCUUACUGAGAGUUGCUGACUUUUCCCCUGUGGAAUAUUACUUAACAAGUCCUACAGAAUGUGUGACCUGUUUGUGGGAAUCUGGAAGUUUGUCUCCAGUGAAAAAUUUGAGGACUACAUGAAAGAACUGGGUGUGGGUUUAGCCACCAGGAAACUGGGCAGCCUGGCCAAACCCACUGUGACCAUCAGCACAGAUGGUGAUGUGAUAACCAUCAAAACCAAGAGUACUUUCAAAAAUACUGAGGUCUCCUUCAAGUUGGGAGAGGAGUUUGACGAAACCACAGCGGAUGACAGGAAAACCAAGAGCAUUGUCACCUUGGAAGAAGGCUCAAUAACUCAGGUGCAGAAAUGGGAUGGUAAAGAGACCACAAUAAAGAGAAAACUAGCAGAUGGGAAGAUGAUUGUGGAAUACACCAUGAACAAUAUCACUUGCACUAGAGUCUAUGAGAGAGCAUGAGUAAACUCCAUGUCCAGGAGUGCGUCUAACUUGGUCUGAGAAUGAGUUCAGGUCAAGGAAACUACACUUCUUCUGCUUCUUAGUUUUCUUGCCUGAAGAAAAGGCCUAAUGGGUGCAGAAUCCUAAUUAAAAACACUAAUGUAACCAGAAAUGUUAAUGUGGUUGCUAAAUAAAAUAUUUUGAAA
Messenger RNA from Dermochelys coriacea (leatherback sea turtle), 716 nucleotides. Its product is annotated as fatty acid-binding protein, adipocyte-like. NCBI's taxonomy places the organism in Eukaryota, Metazoa, Chordata, Testudines, Dermochelyidae. Gene Ontology annotation, molecular function: fatty acid binding. The coding region runs from base 133 to 531 and encodes 132 amino acids. The record is from RefSeq and is a predicted model, not a curated record. Gene Ontology annotation, biological process: fatty acid transport. Gene Ontology annotation, cellular component: cytosol; nucleus. The transcript is spliced from 4 exons.